AAAAAAAAUUUUAGUGUGAAUUUGAGUUUGAAAAGAGAAAAGUGAAUUUUAAAUUAUCGUAAAAAAGCUUAGCCACUGGCCAACGAAGUAUAGUAAAUUCAAAAAGAAAAAAAAGCUUCCACCAAAAGUAAAAUUUAAUCGAAACGACAAUUUAAAAUUCACUUUGCCAACAGAGCAGUAAACGUACGGUAUUUAUAUUCACUUAAUUCGUAAUUACCGUAAAUCAAAUCAAAUUGAGAAACAAAAAUAAUUAAAGACCAUACAACUAAAUUUACAAUUGUAUAUAAUUCCAAAAUCUGAGCCAAAAAAUGAACGUAAUACACGAAGUGCCGAUCGGCGAUCUGAACGGCAAUGAAGCCAAAGCAAUUACGACUGUAGCGGUAGUGUCUACCUCCAGCCUCACUAAUGCCAAGAGUACUACUUCCAGCACUAGCAACAGCACCAAAGUCACCAUCAACUCCAGCACCAGUGACAUCGACGUUCCGCCGACUGAGAAGGAAGAGCAGGCAGAGGACAUCACAGCAACCAAAAACGGUAACGAUAAGAAGUCAACGGACAGCAACGACCAGAGCGCUGGUGAUGGUCCACAAGCUAGCAGCAGCAGCAAGAGUGAGUCCACAAUAACAACAACAACAACAGCCGCAACAGCCAGCAACACCAUCAAUGCCAACUCCAACAAUUUACGCAAGGAUCUCAAUGAAGAUCUGAAAAUACUUGGCCAUUUAAAGAGCAUCGAGAAGAUCAAUGAGAAGCGACGUCUCUUUCUCAACAACACAAUUAGCGAGUAUACGAUCGAUGAGAAGACCGAAAGUGAGAUCAAAACGCAAUCGAUUAAUGGCGCCGAAACUGUCCUCAAUGAAAUACGUACACAUACACGCGAGGAACAGGCGCACGUGGGCGGUGCGAAGUUGGGUAGCUCCAGCGCAACCGAUAUCAAUGGCCUUGAAAAGACGACAUCGGAAAAAUUCUCCACUACUAAAUAUGCAACGCUACCGCGUAAGACGAGCUCACCGCCACCCAAACCGCCUAUGUUGAGUCGUACGCGUAGCAUUGGUAUUGGCGAUCAGAAAUCUUACUCUGCCACAUCGGUGCCUUCUACGCCAACGGCGACAGCAGCAGCAGCGACAGCGGCGAAAUCACCAAUCGCAAGCGUUCCGCCGUCGCCGAUUGCACCAAUCGCUGUACCCACUCCCACAACUACACCAACACCAACAUCACCAACUUUAGCCAAUUCUAGUGGUGCGAGUAGCACUGCAUCAGGCCUAGCAACACCGAAGACCACUUUGGCACCUACUUUAAUUACCAGCUCUAUGCUGCCACAACCAAUCAAAGUGGCGACUGUACAGCUAAGGGAAGAAACUGCGCCGACAUUGCGUCGGAUGGUGGAACGACCUGUCUCCUUAUCGCCGGAAGCGCCCAAACAGAUAUCCGUCAAUCACUAUGAACGUCUGAUCGAGGAACUCAAAUGCCCCGGUUGUGCAUACCCGAUGAAAACACCGAUUUUGCUAUGCAAGACUGGGCACAGUAUUUGUCAGCAGUGCACAAGGGUGCUCUUACUCUGCCCGCUGUGUAAGGAACCGUUCACCACUAUACGCUCUCUCACCGUGGAAGCGCUAUGCUCCAAGGCGCAUUUCCGUUGCUCGAAUGCCGCAGGCGGUUGUACGGUACGCUUGCAAAUUGAAUUGCUGAGCUGGCACGAGAAGCAAUGCAUCUACAAGCCAAUGAAAUGUUUUAUGGGCCGUGUUUGGGGUGAUUGCGAUUGGGCUGGACGUGAGGCACACUGGAAGGACCACCUGGAGAAAGAUCACGCCCACAAGGUGUUCCAUUCACAAACCACUGACAUGAUUUGGAAUAUGGGCGUAAAGCAGAAGCCGCUCACCGGCUAUUAUGUCUUCAUUGUAUUCGAUGAGAUGUUCAAUUUCUAUGAAGUCUACGACAAGGAGCGCAUCCUAUUCACCAUGGCCUGCACAUCGACCAUCAAGGAGAAGAAGCACAAUUAUGCCUUCGAGGUGACAAUUGUGCAUCAGGAAAAUGAAGCCAUUGCCAUCACACAAAAGUAUCCUGUGCAUAGUGAAUAUGAUAAUGACAUUUUGGCGGAGGGCUCUUGUAUUAGUAUGCAACUAACAGAUCUGGCCAAAUUCAUCGAUGAAGAUCGGUUAUUGCACUAUCGCGUACGCAUUGUGGAAAUAAAAACGCCACGUAAAUCGCGAAAUUCGCAACGCAGCAGCCCCAAUACUGGCGUACAUCCGACAGACUUUCAACAGACACAAAUCGAAGGUGUCAACCUGAAGAGUGUACCUGCCGAAGUGAUUGUUACGCGUAAGCUGGACGACAUACCCUAUGCGGACAACUCUAGCGGUGCCACGCCCAAAAGUGGCGGUGCCCAAUCGACUGAAGGCGUGAGUGAAACAGAUGGUGAGCGCGUCAAACUUAAAAACAUUUACAAUGGAAAAUUUUCCAGCAAUGAAAGCGGCUCAGAAAGUGAUCCGGAAUUUGAAGCUUUCAUAGCGAAAAAAUGGGGAACACCACAAUUGCAUUUCAAUCGAAAGUUUUUGAAAAACAAUUCCGAUGAGAGCAAUUCAACAGAAGAAGCGGACAGUGCGCGUCGAUUUGAUCGGCGAUUUGUGCCGGAUGACAAGAUUUCAGUGACCAGCACCAGUACGAGCUACAAGAAGCGUGUGACGAACUCACUGCGCAAAAGUUUUCGUGGUUUCAAGACGCCGCAGCUAUUUGGCAAAAAGACGGUCGACGAUAUCAAAGACAGCAAGUAGAGUACAGAAGCAGUGAUACCAAAUGUGUGUGGACACUCAAAAUUAGAUUUAUUUCAGAAUUUUUAAAUAUCUACGUAGAUGUGUUGGUAAACUAUUGGAUUUUCAUUGAUGCCUAUAGACUCUUUUGUUUGUAUUGUUGUUGUUUUGUUCUACCUACACUUAUUGAUGGACAUAACAGGGCAACCAAAUAUCUCAUGAGUAGGUAUUAGUUCCAAAUUAAACCAUUGUAUAAAUACAAAUAUCUGUUUGUAUGUAUGAAUGUGUGUAUUUAAUGUAAUAAAUUUAAAAAAAUUCAGUUAAA
Molecule: messenger RNA, 3072 nt
Organism: Anastrepha obliqua
Lineage: Eukaryota; Metazoa; Arthropoda; Insecta; Diptera; Tephritidae
Exons: 4
Coding region: 309-2771 (820 amino acids)
Biological process (GO): proteasome-mediated ubiquitin-dependent protein catabolic process; multicellular organism development
Cellular component (GO): cytoplasm
Molecular function (GO): ubiquitin conjugating enzyme binding; ubiquitin protein ligase activity; zinc ion binding
Source: RefSeq, a predicted model, not a curated record